UUUUGGUGUGUGCUAUCUAUUAGAAUUAGAAUUUUAUAUCGCUUUAAAAUACUCGACUGGUAAACCUAUUUAAAUCCAAUGAAGCAAUCCGAAGACGGCCCAGCGCCAGCCCUCCAAGUCAGAGUAGCUAUAAACCCCCAGCUUGAGCUCUUUCUUCUGCUGCUUGACACUCACUACCUUUGUGACAACGCACAAGAUUAAUUAAUUUGUCUUCCUCGUUUUCCAAGCAAAGAGGGGUUUUGAUUAAUUGCAGACCAGUUCGCACUUUUAAAACACUCAUCACAAAAUUAUCAGGGAGAAAUACAAAUUAUGAUUCAAAUCAAGAAAAAGGAUACAGCCGCGGAUGUUAAAAUAAACAUAUUCCUUAUGAAUUGUCCGAUUCUCUUAGAAUGUUCUUUUUAUUGCUAACUCCUGUCAUUGGUCCGGAAGAUCAUGUGACUGUAAAUUCAUUCCCCCAUUUCAUCGCUGUCCCCGUGAAUUCAAUAUAGGCAUACUUUAAUAAAUGCUAGCUAGCUAAAUCGUUUUAGAAUAUUUGAUUUGAUAAUAAACAAGCUGCUAUUGUGAUUAGGCAGGAAUUAAAAAAAAAAAAGAACAUAAAGAAAUAAAUACACCGAACCGUUGGAAGCCGCUAUGAACUGUACUUUUGAGCGAGAGGUUGGAUUUAUCAACAGCGAGCCUUCUUUAGCGGAAUGCCUCACAUCCUUUCCUCGUCUGGGCGACACAUUUCAAAGUUCAUCAAUCAAGCAGUCAUCGCUUGCAGAUUCAACACUGAUUCGCCAUCCCUCUGAACGAGGCAUUGCUGCUCUGAACUCUGGAAACUCAUAUCAAAGGGAAAGAGACCAAACUUCGCAAGAUGCUGAGAGAGGAGGUUUGGAUGGCAUACCCGUGGAAUAUGCCUGGAUGAAAGAGAAGAAAGCGCAUAAAAGAAAAGCAAACUCAACGACGGGGACUCUGUCCUCCGCAUCUUCAAACGAAGACAAUGAAGACUAUGCGGACAGCUACACAUGCUGUAGCCCCAUCGAUGGUUCACGACGACUAAGAACAACCUACACGAAUACUCAGCUGCUGGAAUUAGAGAAAGAGUUUCAUUAUAACAGAUACCUGUGCAGACCACGCAGAAUUGAAAUCGCGGCUUUGUUAGAUUUAACAGAGCGGCAAGUGAAAGUCUGGUUUCAGAACAGGCGCAUGAAGCAUAAAAGACAGUCGAGAUUUAAACAAGGGAAAGUAUUCGAGGAAAAACACUCUUUUGAAAAUAAUGCCGAUGAUCAGCAGAUGAUUGGGAGCCCUCGGGCUAUGUUGAACCAAGACUGCGGAGAAAACAGAAGAAGGGGACUCGCCAACAACGAUAAUGAACUGAAUGUCCCGGGUCCUUUUUCAGAAAGUUCAAAUCAUGAAGAGUUGCUGAUGACAAACGAAACCGAUUUUUCACUUACUAACCUGAAAAAUUAUCCAUCUGCUACUGACAGUCCUGAAAGUUUUAUUAUGACCACUAUGGACGAUUUGGACUCACUUUCUAUUGAACCUUUGACUAUAAAUCCACCAAAACUAUCGGUGUUUGACAAUGACCAAGAAGGCGUUCCUUGUGACACCUUUAAUUUUUUGGUUGAAAGUAUUUGCACCACGGAAUUCCAUCAAUUAUCGUUAUAAGGUUUCGAUAGAUUGUUUUGUUGUAAUAGCUUAAUCCGAGUUACAUAGCAGAUUCACCAUUGUUAAAUUACUUCUCAUCCAUGUUCAAGUGACCCUUACAAGUGCACAGCCUAUAAGGAAACAAGUGUCUAUGUGCACACUUUAAGUAAUAAUUUAACCUUGGCGAGUUUGCUGUGUAUUAUCAUUCUUGUUGCUAUCUUUCUUCUUGUACAGUGUUUCAGAAAUAAAUACUAAAGACU
This is a messenger RNA of Polypterus senegalus (gray bichir), 1886 nucleotides long. Its product is annotated as homeobox protein Hox-A2-like. The coding region runs from base 631 to 1647 and encodes 338 amino acids. Gene Ontology annotation, biological process: regulation of DNA-templated transcription. The transcript is spliced from 2 exons. NCBI's taxonomy places the organism in Eukaryota, Metazoa, Chordata, Cladistia, Polypteriformes, Polypteridae. The record is from RefSeq and is a predicted model, not a curated record. Gene Ontology annotation, molecular function: DNA-binding transcription factor activity, RNA polymerase II-specific; DNA binding.